Molecule: messenger RNA, 2676 nt
Organism: Zerene cesonia (dogface butterfly)
Lineage: Eukaryota; Metazoa; Arthropoda; Insecta; Lepidoptera; Pieridae
Gene: mrj
Product: dnaJ homolog subfamily B member 6
Exons: 8
Coding region: 599-1453 (284 amino acids)
Molecular function (GO): Hsp70 protein binding
Source: RefSeq, a predicted model, not a curated record
ACAGACGAUAGGCCAUCCCAUUAGGUACCUACUACCUACUACUCAGUUGAUUCAUAAUAAUAUCGUUUAUCAAGUCAAUGGAAGAAUGGAUGAAUAGAAUGCCCGCAGCAUAGGUCAGUUCUACAUUCAGUGGUGGUGAUUAUUUGUUAUUGUGUUUUAGCUUUGGUGAAAAGAGUCUCAUUGAUUUGUACACGGCCUGUAUGAGAAUUUGAAUUGACUAUUUGUCGAUUGUUUAUUGAUUUUGUUUGCGAGAAAUUUCCACUUACUGACGGUUUUUGCCAACAAAGGAGUGAAGAGACUAUAUUGUUGUUACUUCCUGAAACAUUGAAACGAUAACACAUCGACUGAAAAGUCCAACAACUGAAUUUUUAUAUGAUUGACAAGUUUAUUAAGUAAUACUGAUACUUUUCGAUCAUAAAUUAAAAAGGCUCGAACAUUUUUGUUGUAGUUCAAAGUGAUGUGCGAUACAUUGUGAUUUGUGACAUUUGAGAGGUUGGUUAUUACAAACGUCGAAAACUUUGGGAUCAACAAAUCAAAUCUUGAAAACCAAGAACAAAUGCAAUACAGAUUUGUUUAAGCCCCUUGAGGGAAAUUAGAAAUGGUGGACUACUACAGAACACUUGGCGUUACCCGAACUGCUUCUGAGGCAGAAAUAAAAAAAGCUUAUAGAAAACUUGCACUCAAAUGGCAUCCAGAUAAAAAUCCCGACAAUGCAGAUGAAGCAAAUAGAAGAUUUAAGGAAAUUUCAGAAGCAUAUGAAGUCCUUUCAGAUGAAAACAAGCGGAAAGUAUAUGAUGCACGUGGAUCCAGUCACCACAGUCACAGAUAUCAAAGCAAGAAUGGAGUCAAUGGUCACCGACACUUUAGCUUCAAGGGUUUUUUUGGAGACACGCCAUUUCAUCGGUUUUUUGAAAGAAAACGCCGGGUGUAUGAUCAGUAUGGCAAAGAAGGUCUGAAUAGCAGCAGAGGACGGCGUUCUACCUCUGAUGAGGAUUAUGACUUCGGCUACCACAGUUUCCCGUUUACAUUCCGCGAUCCAGAGGAAGUCUUUAGAGAAUUCUUCGGCGGCUCUCCGUUUAGUGAAUUAUUUGCAGACAUCAACGGGCACGGCCACCGCCGACACGGGCGUCGCAGCCACCACCCCAGCACAUCACUCACGUCCUCGCUGUUCAGCCCCUUCGGGUUCGGCAUGCAGGGCCUGGACGACAUAUUCGCGCACGCGGCGACCAACGGCAACACGUUCACGUCGUUCUCGACGUUCAACAGCUCGCUGGCGGGGCCCGGCAGCGCCAACAUGAGGAGCACCACCACGACCACGCGGAUCGUGAACGGCAAGAAGAUUACCACUAAAAAAGUAACGGAGAAUGGACGAGAAACCGUGAUGUCCUACGAAAACGGGGUCCUGAAAUCAAAGACUGUCAAUGGUGUACCUCAAUCACUAACAUACAGUUAAAUUAACAUGGUAACUCAUAACCAAACAUGAUCCAAAUGACAACUGUACUCAAUGUAAUACAUGAGUUACAUGUUCCAUCUUUAUAAUAAUGUUUGCUUAAUUUAGUUUAGUUUCUGAUAAUGUAAAUUUUUAAUGUCAACCUUAACUGUAAGCGAGGUUUGCUUCUUUUAUAUUAAUUUCUCAUACUCUUACAAAAAUAUAAAAUCGACUUAUAGAUAAUAUUAUAUCUUGCUCAUGAGGUUGCAAUGUUUGCAGUUGUAUAACCUUGAUCUCGGUCUUUGAAAGAGAAACGACUAAUACAUGUUCCAAUGCCACUGCAAUAACAAAAUACGUUAUAAAAACAACUUCAAAAGUGUUUCAAACAUGUGUGGUCAUUAUAUUUAGACAUUUUUAAUAACGUCAAAAAGUCAUCAAAGUUAGAUAUUAAUAUUUUUUAUAUAACACAGCUUUUAGUUUUAAUAUUUCUAGGUUUGUUGCUUAAAAUUUUCAUUAAAACAGCGAUAUUAAAACAGAGGGUAGUAUAAAUUUUACUUACAAAAUAUACCCUGCUAGGAAUAUAACUUAUGGCUAUUCAGAAUACUGUGUCUAUUAUAAGUUUCUAGUAAAAUGUAUUGAGAUAUCACAAAUUUAGUCAUGUUGAUUGAUUAUUUUAGAAAAAUGUUUGAUACAUUAAUUUCACUUCCUACACCAGAGUCGCUUCAAGAAAUUUGGUGUAAUUCUUUUCAAUGUUUUAAAAAUCUACACUGAUAACUUUGUGUGAGCUUUAAAGUUUUUGCAUUACAUGUGAUGAUAAGAUUUUACAAUGACGGGUUUUUAAUCUAAUACAUGAUAUAAAUUGCCGUUUCAAUAUUUUAGCAUGACUGUUUAGUUGCAUGCAGUAUUUUGCGAUUUUAUCGUUAUCAUUUUUGGAGAAGAUAAAAGAAAUAAAUUGUAAUUAGUAAUUUUAUAAGAAUAGUAAUUUCAGUAGGUACUUAAUUAACGUCGUACAUAUUUACAAUGACAAAAAAUAUCAAAUAAACAUAUUUCUUCAAUGUCAUUUAUGCUACUUACAGUCGGUGUUGUUGUUAAUGGCUAUAUUAUAUCUUGUGCCAUUAAUAUAAAAGUAGAUUAGAGAUUAUCUUUUCGGAUUAUUGUAAAUAAAUUUGUUUCAAGGUUUUGUACCCAACAAAAUUUAUGUUAGCAAAUAAUAAGCACUGCAGAAAUAUUAAAUAAAAUAAAACAAU